Tigriopus californicus is the source of this 1238-nucleotide messenger RNA. RefSeq lists its product as uncharacterized. Lineage: Eukaryota; Metazoa; Arthropoda; Copepoda; Harpacticoida; Harpacticidae. The coding region runs from base 229 to 1194 and encodes 321 amino acids. The transcript has 2 exons. The record is from RefSeq and is a predicted model, not a curated record.
UCUCCUCUUUCUGAGCAUUUAAUGACACUGCAUUGGAUCAUUGGAUUCUUGGCAUUAUCCAGCGCAUUAGCUCCUCGAUAAUACCAUAUAACUCGUGAUGGUUGUUGGCAUACGGGUUCAGUCUGCUGAAGGCCCUCGAUCCAAGUCGGUUCAUUUCUGUUUCCAGACGAGCUCUUGUCCAAACUUCGGAAAGAUUCCACGGCUCAAGGUGGGAAAGGCUCUUCGAAGAUGGAGAAGUACACCAUCCCUGAAAUCACCACCGACGACGAGUGGAUGUUCCUCACGGGUCAGAUCACCAAUGUGGACCACUUCACGUUCAAUCCCAUCAAGGACGAGCAGAUCCUGUUAAUUGACGUGUAUUCCGCAUGGUCGGGACCUUGUUCGGCCAUGGAAGGGCAUUUGCGCCGCAUGCGGCUCUCUUUCGUAGAGACACCCGAUGCUUUAGCCUUGGCCAAAGCGUGCUGUGAUAAAAUUGAGGCCCUCAAGUCAUUUCAGAGCGAUCCAAGGCCGACCUUCCUUUUCUGGGCCCGAGGCAAACCAGUGGCUUUACUUCGGGGAGCUAAUCGGCCUUUGCUCACUCGUCUCAUCGAGCAAGAGGUCGACAUCGAGGCCAAGAAGAACCCUCGUGGAGAUCUGGAGAUUGAUUUCAAAUCCGGCCAGGUGAUCCAAUGCCAAGGCGAUUUAGCUCUCUUGGCCGAAGACGAAGUGGUCCAUAGUAUUGGAUCCGGUCUCACUGAUAAAUUAACCAGUUUCUUCAGCGAGCAACCAGUGGCUGAUCCCAAGCGAGCCCGAACCCCUCUCCCAUCUUCCAGUGAACCAGAGGAGGCACAACCUCCGUCCACACCGAAACCUUUAGAAUUGGACCCAGAUUCAAAUGUGGGCGAUGGUACGAAGGAGAGUGGUAGUGGUGACCACGUGGUCGACGAGGGGAUUGAAAAGAGUGACAAUGAGGAGAAUCAUGAUCCAAAUGAGAACACGUGCGAUAUCAUCGACCAAACCACCGACGCAUUCGAGGCCAAAGAGGAGGAAGAGGACCAAGUCGUGUCUACUACCGCGGAGAGUGGUGUGAAUGUGGAGGACGUGCCAGAUCCGGGUUUUGGCAAGAAGAAAUCCAAAAGCGGGAAAAAGCCCCAAACAGGCUUGCUCAAAGAGAUCUUGAAUGCCAAACCCUCGGCCUCGGGAGGUCGACGUUAGCUAGACAUAACGAGAACAGAGCAAUACAAAAACCUAUUUUAACU